Molecule: messenger RNA, 306 nt
Organism: Penicillium daleae
Lineage: Eukaryota; Fungi; Ascomycota; Eurotiomycetes; Eurotiales; Aspergillaceae
Product: Glutaredoxin-like protein
Exons: 1
Coding region: 1-306 (101 amino acids)
Source: RefSeq, a predicted model, not a curated record
AUGGCUUCUCAACAUCUUGCUCGCUUAACCCUUUUCACCCGUGCAGGGUGUGGUUUAUGUGACACUGCCAAGCAUACAGUGACCCAAUUGCAAAAACGACGGCCCUUCGAAUACGUGGAGAAGGAUAUCAUGGAUGCCCAAAACAAGCUCUGGAAGAAUGUAUACGAGUUUGAUGUUCCUGUUCUGCACGCCCAGUCUGUCAAGAACGGUUUACCCAAGGAGGCCGAACUUUCCGACGCACGAAAGCUGUUCCAUCGAUGGACCGAACAAGAGGUUGAGAAGUUGGUCGACGAGGCCGAGAAAUGA